GGCUGUGCGCUGUGCGGACGCGCGGCGCCAUGGGGGGCGCGCUGCUGCUCGCGCUGCUCGCCGCGGCGCGGGCCGGCGCCGGCGACCCCAACUCCACCGACCUGCCGCCAGACCUGGACUUCGAGCUGCCCGCCUCCCCUGCGUCCUCCCCGUCCUCCCCUCCGCAACAGGAGAAAACACCGCUGUUCCCUGAAGACCUGUUCACGGAGGAGCAGCGAAGACAAGGCGCCGUCUUCCUUCAUAUGAUCGGCAUGGGCUACAUGUUCGUGGCGCUGGCGAUCGUGUGCGAGGAGUUCUUCGUGCCUGCCCUGGACGUGAUCAUAGAGCGGCUGGCCAUCAGCGACGAUGUGGCCGGCGCCACGUUCAUGGCAGCAGGUGGCUCCGCUCCGGAGCUCUUCACCUCCGUGAUCGGCGUGUUUGUAUCGUUCGACGACGUAGGCAUUGGGACGAUAGUGGGCUCGGCCGUGUUCAACAUUCUAUUCGUGAUCGGUGCGUGUGCGCUCUUCUCUCGCACAACUUUGACGUUGACGUGGUGGCCGCUGUUCCGAGACUGCACGUUCUACUCGAUCAGCUUACUAGUGUUGAUAUACUGUUUCCGAGACAACGUGAUCUACUGGCAGGAGGCGUUGGUGCUGUUCUUGCUGUAUGGCGCGUACGUUACGUUCAUGCGGUGGAAUCAACCGGUGGAGCGCGCUGUCAAGAAGCUCAUCUACAAGAACAAGGUGACACGCGUGCGGAGCACCGACCAGCUGAUGCCCACGGUGAGCUCGCCCGCACUCGCGCCCGUGCCUCCUACCCCGCACGCAUGCCGUCCUUUCACACGCGCCUCUACCCCGCGCGAUGAGUUGCCAUUACGUCGCCAACUUAUGCAACUCCUGUCAUGUCCAAAAUGGACCUGAACGUGAAUGCCCUAGAAAACAAUUAAGAGUUUUUUUCUUUAAUUUGGGCGCCAAAACUUUUUUGCAUUUGUAACG
This is a messenger RNA of Hyposmocoma kahamanoa, 974 nucleotides long. RefSeq names its product sodium/potassium/calcium exchanger Nckx30C-like. The record is from RefSeq and is a predicted model, not a curated record. NCBI's taxonomy places the organism in Eukaryota, Metazoa, Arthropoda, Insecta, Lepidoptera, Cosmopterigidae. Gene Ontology annotation, biological process: calcium ion transmembrane transport; intracellular calcium ion homeostasis. Gene Ontology annotation, molecular function: calcium channel activity; calcium, potassium:sodium antiporter activity. Gene Ontology annotation, cellular component: membrane. The transcript has a single exon. Bases 30 to 899 code for a protein of 289 amino acids.